GCGUGCGGCGUGCUGACGACGGUCGAGUCGAUCGGUUGUUCGAAUUGCACGCUUGACAGCGCUGCGGUCGCGUGGCGUGCACAUCGGCCGCCGGUGUGUUGUCGGCUGCGCGGGGGAUAUCCCGGAGUGUUUCCCAACAACACCACCCCGCACCCGCCCGUCACUACCGUCACGGCGAUCCGGACCAACACGUGUUUAUCGGGUACCGCGCACACGGCUUGGCGGACGGGCGGAAACGGGCGCCACCGUUGUGCGCAAACCCCCGCUGCACCACCGGCCGCGUGACCAGACGAUCGGAACGCGGCCCCGCCACUCUUCCGCCCGUCAUUCAUGAACGCCCGUUACCACCACCGCACCGAUCGUCAAAUGCCUUUCCCCGCGCGCUUACGUACGUCGUCAUCGUAGCGGCCCGUAGCGUAGACCGUCGUCGUCGUCGUCGUCGUCGUUAUCCCCAAGCCCGACGGCCACCAGUAGUAAACACUUGUUCAGUAUGUGAGCACGCCGUUUAUGUCAUUAGUGCUUCCGUCGGCUGAUCAAUUUUGUAUUUAUCAUUAUUAUUCAUUCGCUCUUCAUCACGGAGACGCUCGUUAAUCGUUGUUUAUUUUUAAAAAAUUAAAUUGUUAUAAUUAUUUUUGUUGUGUCCCAUUUCUAUUUCGUUCUUCACGAUAUAACAUAUAUAUUUAUUGUUCUACGGUUAGUGCACGAUUAAUGACGUUGGAAUUAUGGGCAUAAACGGCGGUCAUCGAAUACGCUCCACGCAUAUACAAUUGACGAAGAUUCUUUUGGGAAUCCGGGAUCCGGAUGUCUUUGGAAUGUAAAACUAUGCUGCGAAAAAGAUUUCCAGGGGAAGUCCCUGUUAAAUAUUCCUGCACCAUCGUUGUUUCUUUCGCUGCGAUGACGGUAUAUAUGUAUAGUAAGACUGCUCCUAACGGACACCUCCAAAUAGCUGAUGUUUUUUUGAAAACAAACUUCAAACUUUCUACAAAAGUGAACCCUCUGAAUAGCGGAUAAAAUUUUAGUGACCAAUGUACCCGGUACGAUUAUGUUUGUGGACGAUACAAUCGAGAUGAGUCCCAGCAACAACGAGAACAAAAACAUAAUGUGUCACUCUGACAAGUCUUCGCCGUCAGCUCCUUUAUCGGGUGGAAACUACUUACAUAAGAAAUUCAAAAAAAUCGCCACAGCGGACGAUUAUCCUGAAGUGGCAAUUCCUGCGCCUGUAUUAUCCACAGAUGAAUAUUCUCUUGAAGGUGUGUGGCGACAUAAAUGCCCUUACUGUAAAACUGUAUGCACCAAGCCAAGUGCGCUUGCCAAACAUUUACAAGUGCACUCCGAUGAACGCCCUUUCCCAUGUGAAACGUGUGGAUUUGCUUUUAAAACAAAGAGCAACCUGUCCAAACACUGCAAAUCCCAAUCCCAUACAGAACGGUUGGCAAAAGAAGAACCAGAGGAGGCUAAGCCUAAAAUAUACAAACCAAAAUUUCGUACAGCCUCAAUACACACUAAAUUGGAAGAAUUGAACACAUCAGAAGAACAUUCUGAACCGGUUCAGGUAUUAGUAAAUAAACAAGAAGAAGAUACUUCUCAGCCUUUAAAUUUAUCUGUGGUCGAUGCAGUUAAAAAAUGUCAAGAAAAAAUGUCUCCCGUUGUAGUAAAUGGUCAAACCGAGCUAAAAGGUGUAUACAAAUUGCUAUUGAACCAAAUAAUUAAGUGUAAUGAGAAUAAGGAACAGCCUUUUUGUGAAAUGUGUGGCUUAAAAUUCAAUAGUCAAGAAGACUUAGUCAGACAUAUUUGUGAUCGAAGUCCAAAUGGAGUUAAAUAUCCAGAGCCCAAGACUGUAGCCGUGCCACUCCCGUCACCAGGACCAUUAUUAGGGCGCACACCGUUAGUUGAGUUUCACAGACCAAAGGAACCUGAUGUACAAAAACCUGUCGUUUUGCGCGUGGGUAAUUUGAUACAACAACAGGAAAUGAUUGCCAUUUUCCAGAGUGGCCGUGCUGUACCCUUCGUGCCAGGUAUUCCAGGACCACAUACGGCAAUGCCUCGUCAACUACGACCACAGUAUGAACCAAAACAGACUGAUCCUCCACCUUCAAAGAAACCAAAAGUAGACGACAAAUAUCUUGUUUCAACAUCUCAUCAUCAGAUUUCAACAACUACUAUAACUACUAGUACAGUGGCUCAGAAAUUUGUACGACCAACGUCAUUGGCAUUCAAACCAGGAACAUUCAGUACUAACCGCAUGUUGCCCAUGGUUAGUCCAGAUACUCCAAGACCAAAAAAGAGCUACCAACAAUUAUAUCUUAAUGGCCAUGCAUACACUUAUUUGGGUUUAAAGUGUACGACAAGAGUAUUUUUUUGUACGCUGACCAAAUGUCAACCCACAUAUACAAUUCUUCCAGAAGUUAAUACUAUAUCAAUGUACUCAAAUUGGAAGAUUUGUUCCGAUAUGGGAAGUAAUAUGCUGGGUGUACGAGGUAUGGAUUUAUAUGACUCAAGUCAGAAUAACCACAGAUAUACACAAGCUGGUCAAUCUCACGAUUACAUAGUUGCUCAUUCAUCUUACAAGCACCAACAAUUACCUGAUCAAACCACCAGAGUUGAAACCAACUCUAUGGGUAAAUUAAAAAUCUGUCCUGGAGGUUUUGAAUCCAAUGAAGAUUAUAUAUACGUUAGAGGCAGGGGAAGGGGGCGAUAUGUAUGUGCUGAUUGUGGAAUUCGUUGUAAAAAGCCUUCAAUGCUCAAGAAACAUAUCAGAACCCAUACUGACUUAAGGCCAUAUACGUGUACACAAUGUACCUUUAGUUUUAAAACUAAAGGAAAUUUGACAAAACAUAUGAAGUCAAAAGCACAUUUCAAAAAAGGAGUUGAACAGGAUCAAAAUCCAAUGUCCAUGGAUGAUAUUAAACAACUAGAUUCUGAAGAUAUGGAAGACUACUCUGAAGAUAAUAUGGAUGAAGACGAUGAUAUUGAUGAUGAAGAUGAUGAUGAGGAAGCAGUAGAUAAACACGGAUGGCGUAAAACUCAAUCAGAUUUUGAUGCUGCACGUUCAUUAUUAAGACUUUCACAAGUCUACCCAUCACAAAUACCUCAAUCAAAUCAUGCGAAAGCUGGUAUAUUGCCUUAUGAUCACCGACCUGUAUCAUAUCCAUAUCAAUCUCUUUUAACACUGGCUGAGUCUGAGGUAAAAAAUAAUCACCAGUACCAGAAUCAAAUUAGUCCACCCUUGCAGUCUGGAAGCAGUCUAAUGGUACCACCACCAUUACCUGUUCCACCCACACCUAUUUUCAAUAAUCCAGAGAUGGUUCAAACCACACCUGCAGAUUUGAGACAUAAUGUAAAUGCAAUUCUAAGUAGUAGUCCAAAAGCCAUAGUUAAUAAACCAAUGGAUCUUUCACGUUUUGGAGGUAGUAAAGAAUUAGAACAAAUAAAUAAACCACAAGUAACAUUGCAGUCCCUCAAAAAACCUAAGGCAUUAUUUCGACAACCUACAACAAAUGGUCCAUCACAAAAAUAUACGAGUAUUCUAGAAGAUGGACGAAGUAAGUGUAUGGUGUGUGAUAAGGUAUUUAAUAAACCUAGUCAAUUACAAUUGCACAUUAAUAUACAUUAUUUUGAGCAACCAUUCCGAUGUGAAGGCUGUAAAGAAUCAUUCCGAACUAAGCAUUUGCUUCAAAAACAUUUGGACUCUAUCUCACAUUUGAAUAAGGUGAAUAUGAUGUCCACCCAAGGGCCUAUUGUUAAAAAUCCAAGACCAUUUGAAUGUGCUGAUUGCCAAGUUGGUUUUCGAAUUCAUGGACAUUUAGCUAAACAUUUACGAUCCAAAAUGCAUAUACUUAAAUUGGAGUGUUUAGGAAAAAUACCAUUUGGAACAUAUGCUGAAAUUGAACGCUUAGGAUUGAACUUGAAUGAUAUUGAUACUACUGACUGUGACAGUGCGUUAAAGAGUUUACAAGCUAGCCAAAAAGCCACAUAACAAAAUAAUCAAUUAGAGUCAAUGUUAAAAAUUGGUUACAUUUUUGUGUGAAAAUUUUUCAAAGCGCUCAACGUGAAAAAAGACUGAUCUCUAGAGUUCGAGGGAUUGAACAACUAGAAAACUGUGAUAACAAGAUAUAUGAAACCACCCAAGAGGUUUUCCAAAAGUAUUUCGGCCUCAUCACAGACCACUAAGAAACCGAGCGGUUACACAUUUUUUACCCAACCUAUUAAUAUAAAUACUAAUCUAUACUUAUAUUUAUUAAUAUUUGAAAACUGGGUAUAUAAUAAAGAAUUUGGAAAACUAUAAAUAAUAAAUAAGUUUUAAUGUAUUAAGUAAGAAUAUAUAUAGUAAAUAGUGAUGUAGUCCAAUUAUAUUUGGUCAAAAUUGUAUUUAUUGUAUUAGCAAGACAAGUGGAACAUGUAGCCUGUUAAAUAAUGUCAAUUCUCAUGAUGAUCUUCCUUGAAUUUGUGUUUUGGUUUUUAUUAUUUAGGAAUUUGAUUUAAGUAUUUAACUAUAGGUAAUUAUAUUAUAUACUUUUUUUUUUGUGGCAACAAUAAUGCUCAGUUGAAUUGUGGCUAUAUAUAUUACGUUUUGGUCUACUGUUACUGGAAUUUGAAAAUAUCUACUGAUAAACUGACAUGAUUAAAAUAAACUCAAUAACUGUUGAAGAACAAAUGUUUUAUGAUUUUUAGUACAUAAAUUGUUUGAAAAAUUAAUUUUGGUUAGACUGUGCCAUUACUUUAAGUUAGUUCAUUGUCUUAGAGAACUACAAUUUUCUGAAAUUGGUCUUAAUUCUAUCAACCACUCAACAAUUUGUUUUAAAAAAUAUUAAGACAGGUAUUAAUGAAACCAACACACUUUAAAUUUAGUUUUCCCUAUUCGUAAAUAGUUUUAAAUUUUAAUACAUCAGUAUGCUAUACCUAGGUUUCAUCUCUUAGUCCCAAAAACCAUAAAAAUACCAUAGCUUUAUCUUAUAUUAUUAACAAAAUUCAUAUCCCCACUGUUGAUAAAAUCACCUCAUCUCGAGAAAAACAUCUAUAAUCAAUUAUCAUGUUUAAAUGUAUCUAUUUUCCUAAUUGAAAAGCAAAAAAAAAAAAAAAACUAUAAUUUUUCAAUGAAAAUACUAUAAUAUUGUUGUAUAACAUUUAUAAAAACUUUUUAAAACAAAAAAAGGGCACAAAGCUCUCCGAAGUUGAGGGCUGGGUCUCUAUAGCAAUGGCACUUUAUCAUUAAACCACUGAACACAUCUCAGUUGUUAAAUAAGCAAAGAUAUUGCUCAUUGAUCAGAACCCACUAUUAAGAAAUAUUUAUAUUUGAAUGUUACUUAUCAGAAUUAGAAUUGUACAUUAAUAUUCUAAAAUAAUGAAUGUCAUCUAUUAAAAUUAAUAUUGCUCCUAUAUGUAAAAUCAAAGGAUAGUUAAGGAAUUUUAGGUAAUUAAUACAAAUUAUUUCCUGAUGGGAGUAUGGGAUAACUUAAUUAUAAGUAACUAGCUGAUCCCGCUGGCACUUUGUUGCCCGUUAAAUAAAUGUACCAAUUCUAUAUGACUCAAACUUUGUUCAAUUCGUUAUUUAAUAUUCGAAGUAUGGUGUUCAAAAUGUAUCUUAACUUUUCUGUUGCCCGGAAUAAAAAUUCUGAUUCGCAGCAGUAUAUUAUCAGGUAGGCAAUCUACCUGCGGUAGAUCGCGGACCCCGUGCUGUUUGUACAUAAGUGUAUAAUUUAACUCUAAAUUAUCAACAUUUUACCAAGUUUGUCAUUUUAACCUAAUUCCACCUACGGAGGAUUAAUAUAAUCAAUUAAUACAAAAGCCUAACGCAACCAUACUAAAAUCCGAUGAAUAAAAAAAAAAAAAAUGUAACACUUUUUAAAUUAGCCUACCUUCUUCCCAGAGGUCUAAUCUGCACACAAACAUUCAUUUUUAUCUAUAUACUAAUAUAUCUAUCUAAUGAUAGCGUUUGUUUGUAUGUUCGGGAUAAACUCCGAAACUACCGAACCGAUUUCAAAAAUUCUUUCACCAAUACAAAACCACAUUCUUUGCGAGUGUCAUAGGCUAAUUUAAAAAGGGAAGUGAUUACCCCCGGUAGGUGCUCAAACAGGAAUUUUGAGAUUUACGAUAGAAAUUUUGGUUUUUUAAUGGUUGCUAUGGGUUAUAUAUAUAUAGAUAAAAAUAAUUGUAUAGACGUUGUUGUUGUUUUUGGCCAUGUCGCCAGGUGUGCACUUAAGAGGCCAUAACUCCGGGAACCACUUAUCCCACAGUGUACAAACUUCACAGAAACCAUUACAUAUCAAUCUUAAUAUACCCUGAAAUUUUUAUCAAAAUCGGUUUGGUGCAUCUUGAGUUAUAAAAUUUAUUCAAAAUGUACACUUAUUUUUAUAUAUAUAGAUUAACUAUUGACUUAACCACAGAAUAGAUACAAUUUGAUAUAUUCUGUUAAUAAUGUUCACUCUCCAAAUACAAAAUAUUGCCAUUAAUAUUAUCCCUCAUUUCAAACAAACCGUUUUUAAUAAUAUAGAAAUAUAUUUUUCAUUAAUUUAUAUUAGGCACCUAUCCAAUUCCCACUAGUUCAUUAUAACAAUAAUAUUAUUUUCAAUUUUGUUAUUUAAAUUAAGACCUAUAGUUGAUAAUUCUUUUUAUAUAUUAUUAUUAUAAACAGA
Metopolophium dirhodum (rose-grain aphid) is the source of this 6632-nucleotide messenger RNA. RefSeq lists its product as uncharacterized. Gene Ontology annotation, molecular function: DNA-binding transcription factor activity, RNA polymerase II-specific; RNA polymerase II cis-regulatory region sequence-specific DNA binding. The coding region runs from base 1043 to 3976 and encodes 977 amino acids. NCBI's taxonomy places the organism in Eukaryota, Metazoa, Arthropoda, Insecta, Hemiptera, Aphididae. The transcript has 10 exons. Gene Ontology annotation, cellular component: nucleus. Gene Ontology annotation, biological process: regulation of transcription by RNA polymerase II. The record is from RefSeq and is a predicted model, not a curated record.